GUCCACAAACAGAAUCCCGUCUCCAUGGACUCUUUUUACAACAAGAAGAAUCCUGAAAUCCCCAAACAGACUAACCUAAAUGCCAACGUGCUGCCAUUGAUGAUUCCAAGAGCCCGUUUCCAUCAUCCCCAAUCAAUAUCCUCAAUAAAUUCCUAUUCACCUGACAAUCUCACUAAAGCAGACUCCUCUAUCCUCAAGUACUUUCGCUCCAACUCUCCUGCGGCCGCUUCUCCAGUCCCUGUCAAGUUUCAGUUCAGUGGUGGUCCUUCGGGGAGAAGAUCGUCACUCUCGCCUCUUUCCGCUGUCGAGAACUUGGAGGCCGUGGAUGGCAUUCUCGUUGCCUCCGUUGCUUCAGGAAGGAGGGUUUCAAGGUCGGGUGCGGAUUCGGGUUUCUGUGGACCAGAAUCUCCUUUGUCAUCUAUGCCUUCCUCUUCGACUAAUAGCGUUUUGUAUAAGGUAGAGAUUUGCAGGGCCUGGGAGGAUCUUGGACAUUGUCGCUUUGGAUCAAAAUGCCAGUUUGCACAUGGGAAAGAGGAGCUGCAUCCUUCUCGUUUUGCUUCCCGAAACAAAUCUGAGGCGCAUUUAUAUAAGUCGUUCCCUGGUUCUGGACCAUACACUUAUAGCACAAAGUCUUCUUUCCCUCAGCAGGCUGUGGCAGAAGUAGCAGUUUCAUUGAAUGAAUUAACCUCUCAUUUGAAACCUGAGCCCAGCAGCAAGAGUCGUGCCACUUCAAUCAAGUUUGACCAUACUGGCAAGAGCUCCAUAUCAAUCUCUGAAUUUAAAGACAUUAGAAAGAUGCUCUCCUCUACCUUGUCCUCCCCUCUGAAUUGUCCACUUGGUAGCAAAAACACCAAUAUAACCGUGCGCUAUUGGUCACCCCAAGAUGAUGAUAUUGAAGUUACCUUGCCGGAUCAUGCUGAAAAUUCUCAAUCAAAGGAAUAUAUUGAUGCACACAUUCACAAUGUUCUCUAUGGCCCUAGUAAGAGGAGGUUGCCAGUGUUCAUUGAAAUAUGUCCAGAGUAACAAUCUCAUCUCCCUGUACAAGUCUCCUAAGAAGUACAAUAAGCUUCCAUGCGAAACAAGUUGCUGUAUCCAUGUGUUAUUGCUGUCUCUUCAGAACUGUAUUCACAUCGGUAUGUUGGCGAAAUUCUUUUCUAUACCCAUAGGAUUGAUACCUUGUAAAUGGUGUUAGAUAUUUGACUACGAAAAUGUUAGUCAUAAGUGUAUGAGGUUUUGACGAUGCUUCCUGCUGAAGUUACCCAGAGAAAUCACAUGUAGAUGUCGAUGGAAUUUAGUUAAGAUAAAUGAUAUCUGUUGCUUAGUCUGUUUGGUCCCAA
This is a messenger RNA of Carica papaya (papaya), 1337 nucleotides long. RefSeq lists its product as uncharacterized. NCBI's taxonomy places the organism in Eukaryota, Viridiplantae, Streptophyta, Magnoliopsida, Brassicales, Caricaceae. The record is from RefSeq and is a predicted model, not a curated record. Gene Ontology annotation, molecular function: metal ion binding; mRNA binding.